AAACCUUCUUUCCUUCGUUCGAUUCCUCCGCAAGUGAUUCCGCGUCUCUUCUUUCCAGCUAAGUAUUCCUCUCUUUUUCUCUCUUAAAAUUUCCUUUUUUUAGAUUUUUUUUUUCCUUCUUUUUUCUAUUAGUUUUAGUAGUUAUUAUUAGCUGUUGAAUCCGUAGAUUUUGGAGGUGGUUUUGUUCAAUUUGGUCCAUCUCUUCGUUCCUCAACCUAUAUCUCUCCAUUUGGACAAGAUCCAACUCCCAAAAUUGGAAUUUUUUGGGGGUGGGGGGUUAUUUUGUCGUUUUUAAUCGAAAUCCAUUUCCCAAAAUUCGUUCUUUUGUGGUUUAUUACCCGAUCUGAGGAAACCCCAGUUCCCAAAAUCCGACCUUUUGAGGUUUUCUUGUUCGAUUCCGUACAAAUCCCCUGUAAAAUUUGCCUCUUGUGAUCUGCUUUUGAAGUUGAGUGUUCAUGUUCUCCAAAGCCCACCUCUUCUAGCUGUUAUGAAAAUCGCCACACUCUGCCACCCCUGGUUCUGCUUCCUCCACUCGUUCUCGGUCGCAUUCCUCUACUGGUUCUACGUAUUCUCAUGAACUAAUUCUCUCAUCACCCGUUCCUUUCACAUCCUAAUUUAACCACACUCUCGUAAAAAUCCCCAAUUUAACCAAAAAGUUAUCGAAUUUUACUCUCCACAAACCUCCUUCCAAUCGAAGAACCCUUCUUUUCGCCGGAAAGAGAAAUGUCGUCCAUACCGGCCGCUUGCCGCUCUUCGAGCCCUGAAGGAUGUCCCCAAAUCACCGACGAGAAGAAGCGCAAGCGGAUGAUCUCCAACAGGGAAUCCGCGCGCAGGUCCCGCUUGCGGAAGCAGCAGCACUUGGAUGAGCUGAUAAACCAAGAAGUCAAGCUCAGGAAUGACAACAAACAGAUCGAGGCCCAGCUCAAUAUUUUGACUCAGCAGUACCUUAACUUGGAUAAGGACAACAUCGUAUUAAGGGCUCAAGUCACUGAACUGAAUGAGAGGCUCAAGUCGAUGAACUCGCUGCUUCAGAUCGUUGAGGAUGUCGUCGGAGUGCCCAUGGAGACUAUCCCUGAAAUUCCGGACCCGCUCUUGAAGCCGUGGCAGCCGCUUUUCCCUGCGCAGCCCAUCAUGGCCAAUGCUGAGUUUCUCCAGUUCUGAAAAAAGGGUAAGCCCUAUGUGAGAGUUCCAAGUAGUUUAUGGGGUUAUAGUAGUUCAUGGUGUUUGCUAAAUAGAGUUUUGUCUUAUGUCUUGGUUGGAGUUGAGUUAUGUUUAGGUAUUAUCUGAUGAAGGUUUGUGUUCUUAUGUGACAAUAUCUUCCAUUGCAUAUUGUAUUAGAUAUUUAUGUUCUUGAUUAAUAUAGCUAAGAUAUUGUUUGUGCUCUUUUUAAAUUCAUCUGUUUAGAUGUAUUAGAAGCUUUAAUUUAAAUGCAGCAGAAUGCUGAUUGUUUCA
Molecule: messenger RNA, 1452 nt
Organism: Ananas comosus (pineapple)
Lineage: Eukaryota; Viridiplantae; Streptophyta; Magnoliopsida; Poales; Bromeliaceae
Product: bZIP transcription factor 53-like
Exons: 1
Coding region: 724-1161 (145 amino acids)
Biological process (GO): positive regulation of DNA-templated transcription
Cellular component (GO): nucleus
Molecular function (GO): DNA-binding transcription factor activity; transcription cis-regulatory region binding
Source: RefSeq, a predicted model, not a curated record